AUGAAGUUUUGUGGGCAGGCAGAGAUGCUGGCUGCACCUGUGCCGGGCCGUCACUCAGCCCCUGCCCGGGAGAGACUUUCUACACUGCACGGGAACAAAGGCUUUCAGACAACCCACUUCCCAAGGAGCUCCUGGGCAGGCAAAUUUCAGGAUAUGGAUGAAAAUUAUGAGACAUUUGAAGAGGAUUCACCUCCACAGAGACCAAGUCGACUUAUCCGCAGACCAGAUAUGUAUGCUGCAAGAAAACUCAAGGAGGAAAUGGCUUCAGUACCUUUGCAAAUAAAAGCAGAGCCCAAAGUUUUAGCCAGAGAGACAAGCUUUAAUAGAUCAGCAUCCAUGCCGCAAACUGUCUCCACCCAGAAUGCAAGCCAGCCAGAAGUUCCAUGGGAGAGUGUAACGCUAAACCGCUGUCUGUUCAUAGCAAUUACAAUCCUUGUGCUCACCUCAGGAUUUCAAAGACUUCAUGAAGCUCUGCAUGGUCACAAGGUGACACUUGAUGAAGAGGAGGAUCAAUAUGGGCUAAUUAUGAGAAGAUCGGGGGGACUGCGACAUCAGACAGCGCCUGAGGCAACCUUAUGGGAUGUAAUAUUUUCCUGGCUACCAGACCUUGAUGAUGAUGAUGAUGAUGAUGAUGAUGAUGAUGACGAUGAUGACGAUGAUGAAGUAAGAGUACUAAGGAAAAGGAAACCAAAGAGACGAAGAGUUGUAAAAACUCUGAGUGGUCUUAGGAAUCGACCACUAACAGACAAACUAUUAAAGCACAGAGAUGGCCAAUCAAAAGUCAGACAGGCCAAGAAUUUGGUGGAACAAAAUGAGGAUUUAGGAGAAACAGCACACAAUCAGGAUGACGAUGUGGAAAAUUUGGAGAAAGAAUCAAAGAAAGGCUUAGUAGGCAAAAAAACCCUAAAGGGUAGAAAAUUAAAUAACUGA
Molecule: messenger RNA, 930 nt
Organism: Boleophthalmus pectinirostris (great blue-spotted mudskipper)
Lineage: Eukaryota; Metazoa; Chordata; Actinopteri; Gobiiformes; Gobiidae
Exons: 8
Coding region: 1-930 (309 amino acids)
Source: RefSeq, a predicted model, not a curated record